Messenger RNA from Triticum turgidum subsp. durum (durum wheat), 1461 nucleotides. The record is from the annotation of a GenBank genome assembly. NCBI's taxonomy places the organism in Eukaryota, Viridiplantae, Streptophyta, Magnoliopsida, Poales, Poaceae.
AUGAACUCCAUCAGAAAUUUAAUAGCAGAAAAGAAAUGUGAUGCUCUAACUGUUCUGCCUAUUGUGGGCAUUGCUGGUGUUGGAAAGACAACUCUCGCUCAAUCUGUAUACAAUGAUCCAGAUAUAAAAAGUCAAUUUCACCACAAGAUAUGGGUUUGCGUGUCCCGCAAAUUUGAUGAAGUGAUGCUCACAAGGGAGAUGUUAGACUUUGAAAGACACGAGGGAUCUCCUCAUGAAAAUGGAAGGCAUGAAGGAAUUAGUAGCCUUGCUAAGCUUCAGGAGAUCUUGAAGGACAUUAUCGAGUACCAGUCAAAGAGUUUUCUGCUUAUUUUAGAUGAUGUAUGGGACAGUAUGGAUGAUCAUCAAUGGAGAAAACUGGUGUGUCCUUUUGUAUCAAGUCAAGCAAAGGGUAAUUUAAUUCUAGUCACAACCAGAAAUUUGUCAGUUGCACACAUGUUAGGAACACGUGAGCCGAUAAAGUUGGGUGCUUUGGAAAAUGAUGUUAUGUGGUUGCUGCUCAAGUCAUGUGCAUUUCGUGAUGUGAAUUAUGAAGGGAACCAAAGUCUAAGCAUUGUCGGGAGGCAAAUAUCAGAGAAGUUAAAGGGAAACCCACUAGCAGCAGAAACAGCGGGGGCACUAUUAAGGAAGAAAUUUAGCAUUGAUUAUUGGAAAAUCAUUUUAAAGAAUGAAGACUGGAAAUCCAUGGAGCUCGGUAAUGGAAUCAUGGCUGCUCUAAAGCUUAGCUAUGAUCAACUUCCCUACCAUUUACAACAAUGUUUCUCAUAUUGCUCCAUAUUCCCCGACGGUUAUCAGUUUCUUGGUGAGGAGUUGGUCGGUUUCUGGAUGUCACAGGGAUUUGUAAAGUGCAACAACUCUAGUCAGAGAUUGGAGCAGAUAGGACAGUGCUAUCUGAUUGAUUUGGUUAACCUAGGCUUCUUUGAAGAAGUUAAAAGAGAAGAACCAUAUCUGGGCUGUCAAGUUAUGUAUGGCAUAUGUGGUCUCAUGCAUGAUUUUGUGAUUAUGGUGUCAAGGACUGACUGUGCAAGUAUAGAUGGUCUGCAACGCAACAAAAUGCCUCGACCUCUACGACAUUUGUCAAUAGUAACUGGAUCCGCGUACAAGAAAAAUCAGCACGGAAACAUUCCUCGUAAUAAUAAGUUUGAAGAAAAUCUGAGAAAUACAAUUACAUCAGUUAGCGAAUUGAGGACAUUAGUGUUACUUGGGCAUUAUGACUUUUCCUUCUUACUAUUAUUCCAAGAUAUAUUUCAAAAGGCACAUAACUUACGUGUGCUGCAAAUGUCUGCAGCACGUGCUGAUUUUCUCAAACAUGGGUUUGAGGAGGUGGAUGGGUCUUUCCCUCAAACUUUGAGCAAAUUGUACCAUCUCCAAGUAUUAGACGUCGGUUCAUACACUGAUCGUACUAUGCCUGGAACAACAUGGUUUCAAGUUUCAUAUUUCUAG